Molecule: messenger RNA, 615 nt
Organism: Purpureocillium lilacinum
Lineage: Eukaryota; Fungi; Ascomycota; Sordariomycetes; Hypocreales; Ophiocordycipitaceae
Biological process (GO): protein folding
Cellular component (GO): cytosol; nucleus
Molecular function (GO): Hsp70 protein binding; Hsp90 protein binding
Source: RefSeq, a predicted model, not a curated record
AUGGCGGACCUCGAGCAUUUCGACCUCCUCCCCCUGCACAUGGACCCCCAGUCCAAAGCCAUCUCCUCGGCGCGGCCGUCGCGCACACUGGACGCGGAGCUCGAGCAGCUCAACACGCUGCAUCGGGCGAUCCUUUCGCUCGACCACCCGGCGACCGUGCCGCCGCCGCCCAUCCCUGUCAACCCCAAGCGCAGCGGCAACAUCAGCAAGCUGCGGGACAACGGCAACACCGAGUACCGCAAGCAGAAAUACCCCGAGGCGGUGCGCCUGUACACGCUCGGCAUCCAGAUGGCGCUGACGCGGCCCAUGUGGGAGCCCGCGGCGCUGGUGCGCGAGGAGGUGUCAGGCCUCCUCGCCAACCGCGCGCAGGCGCAUAUGGCGAUGCAGAACUGGCCCGAGGGCGCCGUCGACGCCGAGGCUAGCGUCGAGGCGCGGCGCGUGGGCAACGCCAAGGGCUGGUGGAGGAGGGGCCGCUGCCUCGUCGAGAUGGGCAGGCUGGACGAGGCGAGGGAGUGGGUUAAGAGCGGCCUUGAGGUCGAGGGCGAGGAGGCCGAGCUCGUGGGCCUGCUCAAGGAGAUUGACGGGUUGAUUGAGAAGAAGAAGCGGUCGCUGUAA